Molecule: messenger RNA, 1740 nt
Organism: Gekko japonicus
Lineage: Eukaryota; Metazoa; Chordata; Lepidosauria; Squamata; Gekkonidae
Gene: RASL11B
Product: RAS-like family 11 member B
Exons: 4
Molecular function (GO): GTPase activity; GTP binding
Source: RefSeq, a predicted model, not a curated record
GUGCUACUGCGCUUUCCCCCAAUCUGGGUCUGCUCUCUUCGGCAAACCGGGACUCCGAACCCAAACCUCUGGUGGUGAGAUUUCUCACAAAGCGAUUCAUCGGGGACUACGAGCGCAAUGCAGGUAAUCUGUACAGCAGGCAAAUUGAAAUUGACGGAGAGAUGCUUGCGAUCCAAGUCCAAGAUACGCCAGGCGUCCAGAUCCACGGACACAGCCUGGACUGUAACGAACAGCUGAACAGAUGCAUUCGGUGGGCGGAUGCCGUGGUGAUAGUCUUUUCGAUCACAGACUACAAAAGUUACGAACUGCUCAGUCACUUCCACCAGCACAUACGGCAGCUGCACCCCGGGAACAAAGUGCCCGUGGUGGUCAUCGCCAACAAAGCCGACCUCCUCCAUGUUAAAGAGGUAGAACCCCAACACGGACUCCAGCUGGCCAGCAUGUUGGGCUGUACUUUCUAUGAAGUGUCCGUCAGCGAGAACUACAAGGAGGUCUUCAGUGCUUUUCAUAGCCUGUGUAAAGGUGUCUGCAAGCAACCGUAUGUCAGCACCCCAGAGAAGAGGAGAACCUCUCUCAUUCCAAGACCAAAGUCACCCAACAUGCAGGACCUGAAGAGAAGGUUUAAGCAAGCCUUAUCCGCUAAAGUGAGAACUGUCACUUCCGUCUGAAAGAUCAGACUAAAUGGGUGGGGUUUCCCCCUCCCAAUGCACACUCCUACAGUUCCUGUCUGGGAAUGUUAAGUCUAUGGCACUAUGGUGUCCCGCAAAGGCAAAGGAGAGUGUCCAGAUGUUGUUUGAACAGCUGUCAACAUAAAAAUGUUGUGCAGUGGAGGGAAAACACUGAAGCCCAAAUAAGCUCCUGAAGAGCUGGUAGAACAUGGAUUUUCACAUUGAAAAAUAGAACUUUUUGACUGAAUGGACAUUUUCAUGCUUUGUGGUAGAAUUUGGAUAAUUAUGAACAAUGUAUUAUCCUUUCACUUGAAACUGCAGAGGGUGGAGCGGAGAAGAGAUUCUCUGGCUGCCAUCUCAGUGGAAAACAAGUUGUGUUUUUACAUCACUGUGUUAUUGUCUUUGAUAUUGGAUGAAGGUUGACUCCCCCUAGUGCUCACCAGAGCCUUAAGUUGCUUUUUUAACUUGCUGUUCAGCACAAAAUGUCACACUGUUUUUGCCAAAUGAAACAUCAGUGUAAAACAAAAUGGGCAUUAUUGACUGUAUGACUGCAGAUGUUUUGUACUACAAAUAUUGUUUAGAGUGUGAUUAUCUAAGAUAGUGUUGUCUUGAUCACUCUCCAGAGACUGAUAAUAUGAUGAAAACGUUGUGGCUUUUCAGAUACGUUUUUGAUUUGGAUUGACUGAUGGUUAUUGUAAAUCCUCACUUAGUUGCUCUGGGCACAGAUGUGAUUUUCUCUUAUCUCAGUCCAGUAAGAUUGUUUGCUGUGGUCUGUGAGGCUGAUCUUUCUUGGCUGAACUGUUUUCCAGUGAAAGCAUGUGGGAUCUUUCGCUGUUGGCGUUAAGUCUGGUGGUUUUAGCUGUGUUUUCGGAAUCUGAAUGGUCAGACUUGGUUCACAGAAUCGACAGGAUUUGAGUUUCAAGGGCUAUGAGCCUGAUACCAAUGCACUUUAAAAAACAAAACAGAACUCGCCUGUGCUUUCCCCCUUAAGAUGUUAACUUAUUUAUUUUUUACUUGAUAGCAGCUCUUUAUGUGGAACACAACUUCUCCAUUGUUUCAGCAUUAAAUAUAA